CGCCAAAGCGCACAACACGGUCCCCAAUCCCCUGACGCAGGGAUGGAGCGCACAAGAGCGCACCGGGUAACUCGGCUCGCUCACAGAAACGGGAGCGUGAAGAUCACCGCGAGGCCAGACAUGAGGAGUGACCGACACCGGGGACACCGGGGACACCGGGGACACCUCCACCUGCAGCGGACUGUGAUUUUUCUCGUCGCGCUCACGAUACAACCGCAGGCUGUGUGUGCAGUCGGUAUGUUCGAGCUUCAGAUCCAUUACUUCCAGAACCCCCUUGGACUUCUGCAGAGUGGAGACUGCUGCGACCUCCAGGCCGGCGGCGUGCAGCGCUGCUCUGCCAGAGACCAAUGUGACACUUUCUUUAAGGCCUGCCUCAAGGAGUACCAGGCCCGGGUCAUCCCAACUGGAGCCUGCACCUUCGGGUUGGGCAGCACAGGGAUCCUGGGUGGAAACUCCCAGUCGCUCCACCACCGAGGACACGACGGAGGAGGAAGAGAGGAUGGGACUAAUGGACAGAUUGUCAUUCCCUUCAAAUACGCGUGGCCGAAGUCCUUCUCUUUGGUGUUGGAGGCUCUGGACUACGACAACGACACAUCAGAAUCAGGUCAGCUGAUUGAGCGAGUCCUCCUCUCCUCCAUGUUGAACCCUGGUGAACAGUGGCAGACGUACCGUCACCACGGACGGCCUCUCAGUCUGGAUUACCGGCUUCGCUUCCGCUGUGAUACAAAUUACUACGGACCUUUCUGCAACAAGUUCUGCAGGGCCCGCGAUGACUUCUUCGGUCACUUCAUCUGUGAACCCAGCGGCUCCAAGGUCUGCAUGGAGGGCUGGACGGGGUCAGAGUGCAAAGAAGCGGUGUGCAGGCAGGGGUGUCAUCAGGCCCACGGCUCCUGCACCGCACCUGGAGAAUGCACGUGUCAUUAUGGAUGGCAGGGCCCUCUGUGUGACCAGUGUAUGACGUUCCCCGGCUGUGUGUACGGAAGCUGCAGCGAGCCCUGGCAGUGUGUGUGCGACGUCAACUGGGGAGGAUUGCUAUGUGACAAAGAUCUGAACUACUGUGGCACCCACCAGCCCUGUAAGAACGGCGGGACCUGCACCAACACGGAGCCGAACGAGUACCACUGUGAGUGCCAGGAAGGAUUCAGAGGACGCAACUGUGACAUUGUGGAGCAUGCGUGUUUAUCGUCGCCGUGUACGAACGGAGCAACCUGUGUGGAAGACCCAACGGGCUUCAGCUGCACCUGUACCGACGGCUGGACAGGACACACCUGCGCUGAUGCUGUGAGGCAGUGUGAUCGGAGCCCCUGCGGCCGUGGAGCGACAUGUCAGGAGGCACCUGGAAGUUACCGGUGCCUCUGCCCACCUGGAUGGACCGGCAGGACGUGCCAGCUGGACACCAACGAGUGUGAAACGCGUAUAUGUGUCCACGCCCGCUCUUGUCGCAACCUGAUCGGUGGAUACCUGUGUGACUGCCUUCCUGGAUGGACGGGGCCUAACUGUGACAUCAGGAACAGCAGCUGUCAGGGUUUGUGUUUGAACGGCGGACGUUGUGAGGACCAGAUGUCAGGGUCCAGAUGCUUGUGUCUACCUGGUUUCUCUGGAAAAUCUUGCCAAAUUGGUCCGACUCCCUGUGACAGCGCUCCCUGCCUGCAUGGAGGACAGUGUGUGGAGCAGGAUGGACGGACUGUCACGUGCAACUGUCCCACGGGAUAUUCAGGAGACUUCUGUGAGAAAGAGUUGGAUAUGUGCAAUCCCAACCCCUGCCACAAAGGGGUGCCCUGUCACAGCACAGAGGGCAGAUAUGUGUGUGCAUGCCCUGAGGGUUACUAUGGCAACGAGUGCAUGAACCUCAAAAACUCCUGCAUUGGUCAACACUGUCCAGGUGCCAUGUCUGACACGAUACACGGGGGUGUCAGCUUCUACAUCAUCCUGGUGGGUGUCUUAGCUCUGGUGAUGGUCUGUGGCUGUGCGGGCUGCGCCUUCACUCUCUCACACCUCCACCGAAAGCGUAAAAAGCUGCAGGCCGUCCCACAGGAAGAAGGCAUCAACAACCAGAGGGAGUUCGUCAACCUCAUCAGAAACGUGGACCGUCCCGUGCCCCUCCUGCCUCCUGCCGCCCCGCCCGCACACCCUCCGGCCCCAGUCUCUCGUUGCUACGAGGAGAUUGAACUGACCCUGCCGCCCUCCCCGGCACCCUCACACCCGUCUCCGGCACUAAAGCCACAUGGCCCCAAACUGGACAUUUCAAACCGGGAGAGGGAGAAGUUGAACCGCUUCCACUACACAGACAACCAGGAGCUGGAGGCCUGACCUUUGAAUUUUUGGGCCUCAGAGGGGCUUUUUGAGUUCUAUUUUAUUUUGUCUUCUUCGCACUCUCUCGCUAACAGGGACCUGUCUCCAGUUUCUUACGCUGUGUCACUGUUGCAGUUAUGAAAAUGGGAUGACCUUAUGACCCUUUAUGUCCUCAAAUAUCAACAGAAAACUCUUGAGGAGUGAAGGCUGCUAAGAAGAAGGGUCAAAAGUGUAACUGUGUGGUCGUCUUUGACUUUAUUAACUGUGGGAAGCAGAAGAUGCAUGAUGUUUGACUGACAGGUUCAUCAGACUCUUGAUUUAUUCUUGAGGCUUAAAGACUCGCCUUGGAGUGCCUGAGAUACCCUCUAGGAAAUAGAGGAUCAUCCUCUGUAGGAGCCUCUUAAUUUCCUGGUCCAAGCUACCAUUUGAUUGGUGUUCAGACCUCCAUUUCUGUUUCUGACUGAACUCUGACAGACAGAGAGAUCUAUGAAUGGAUGCUUAUUUAACCCUCGAUGUGUAUGUCUGGUCGUGUGUUUAGUGUGUGUGUGAGAGUAAAAGAGAGAAUGUAUAUUAUGAGUGUUUGUGAGGGAGAAGGACAGUUUACUCUAAGAAAAUAAAUCAAAGUUGAUAUAUAUACAUAUGAUAUAUAUGUAUAAAUGUCAAAGAGGGUGCAUACUCCUGCUCUAAGGGCUUUUAAGCCUUUGUUUUUAAACUAUACACUGUUGCCUGUAUUGUCUUCGUAAUACUACAGUUUGUUGAAAAUGUAUGAUUGUUUCAUACCUGCGUGUAAAAUACCUUUUUUGUACAUGAAUAUAUUGUACAUAUUGAUGCCCUUUUUGUACUGUGUUUUGGUCUGAAAGUAUCACUGUAUUUCUUUGCUCUGUUUGUCCCAUUUCACUUUCCAUUUGGAGCAACAAGCACAUGUGGAUUGUAAUAAAAGUGCA
This is a messenger RNA of Anoplopoma fimbria (sablefish), 3236 nucleotides long. Its product is annotated as protein jagged-1b. Bases 43 to 2310 code for a protein of 755 amino acids. Gene Ontology annotation, cellular component: plasma membrane; protein-containing complex. Lineage: Eukaryota; Metazoa; Chordata; Actinopteri; Perciformes; Anoplopomatidae. The transcript is spliced from 14 exons. Gene Ontology annotation, biological process: multicellular organism development; Notch signaling pathway; cell communication. Gene Ontology annotation, molecular function: calcium ion binding. The record is from RefSeq and is a predicted model, not a curated record.